Molecule: messenger RNA, 1536 nt
Organism: Suillus subalutaceus
Lineage: Eukaryota; Fungi; Basidiomycota; Agaricomycetes; Boletales; Suillaceae
Product: major facilitator superfamily domain-containing protein
Exons: 10
Coding region: 1-1473 (490 amino acids)
Biological process (GO): transmembrane transport
Cellular component (GO): membrane
Molecular function (GO): transmembrane transporter activity
Source: RefSeq, a predicted model, not a curated record
AUGUCUGUUCUCAACGAUUCCAAGACCGGUGAUACCACUAGCGCGAGCGACGACUUCCGAGUCAAGGUGCCCCCCGGCGUACUCGAGCAUGCAACGUGUACUCGUGAUGAUCUUGAAGUUGAACGGAAGUUGCUGAGGAAGCUUGAUUUGCGCAUGUCCAUAAUCGUGGUUAUCUUUACACUUAACUAUAUUGACAGAUCGAAUGUUUCCAAUGCACGGUUACAAGGUUUUGAACAGGACCUGCACCUGCAGGGGCAACAAUACGCCACGAUCUUGUCGAUCCUAUUCAUCGGGUACAUCAUUAUGCAAGUGCCAGCAAAUAUGUUUCUGUACUGGUUAGGGAGACCUUCUGUCUUUCUUCCGUCUUGUAUGUUGGUGUGGGGUGCAAUUUCAGCAUUGACAGGGAUUACAACGAAUUAUACGGGGGCUGUUCUCGCCCGUUUCUUUCUUGGCUUUGCCGAGGGACCUUUUUACCCUGGAAGUUUGUAUCUAAUAUCUCGGUGGUACAAACGAGACGAGCUCGCCUUGAGAGUAACUCUCAUUUCAUGUGGAAUCCCGAUCAGCAAUGCUUUUGGAUCCCUCAUUGCAUCUGGUAUACUUCAAGGCAUGCAGGGAAAACUCGGUCAAGCUGCAUGGAGAUGGUUAUUCUACGUCGAGGGCAGCAUUACGAUGUUCGUUGCAGUUUGCGCGAUGUUCAUACUCCCCGAUUUGCCACACAACACGAAAUGGCUCUCUCCGGAGGAAAGAGCACUUGCUAUCUCUCGCCUUGCAGAAGAUGGUGAUAGUAGGGCUGAACUUUUGGACAAGACGAGCGUACAAGGACUGUGGGGUGCUGUGUCUGACUGGAAGGUGUGGUGGUUUACAGCCGCAUACAUUGCCCAGCUUUUAGCGCAGUCAUUCGCCGCUUACUUCCCGACGCUUAGCGCAACUAUGGGAUAUAACACAACAGUAUCUUUGUUGCUCUGCGCUCCUCCGUGGAUGUUAUCUACGAUAGCUGCGUUUGCUCUUUCGAGGUACUCUGAUAAGAAGCAAAAGCGUUACAUAUACUUUGCCGCUUCCAAUGGAAUCACGGCUCUUGGAUUCAUCGUAUCUGUCUGUACGAUGAACACGGCCGCGCGUUAUUUUUCGCUGUUUCUGAUGGCUCAAGUCUACGCUGGUUACAUGGUGUUCUGGGGCUGGGUCAACAAUACUUUCGCUGGAGAACCCGCGAAGCUAGCUGUUGCUGUUGCUAUAAUCAACGGACUGGGGUCAAUAGGAAAUAUUUCGGGAUCGUACGUCUGGCAGACUCAAUGGGGCCCGACAUAUCGGUAUUCCUAUGCUGCCUGCAUCGCGACGAUUAGUGUUUCAACGGGCAUGCUUGGUGUGAUGCAUCUCCACCUGAAACGUUUGAAUAAACACAUCGCGAGGGAGGAGCGGAAUGGGAGGGAUGACGGGGCUCUUAGUGGCACCGUUGGUUUUAGAUAUUUAGUGUAGUAGGAUCGAUGGGGUUCUCAUACAUGCGGUUGAUGCAUAGACAAUAUUUAGUUCGAUCAGUUA